GUCGAAAAGUAUGUUUACGCUUUUUUAUACAAAUUGAGCAAGCGCUCACUGUGAUAUUUUCCUUAUCUCAUAUCUAGCUGGACUAGAAAUUUAAAGCUAAGAAUAAGUAAAUUUUACAGUCUAGGAUGGAAAAGAAACAGGACUUUUAUUUAAUACCAACAAGUGAAGAUAUGAAAAACAGAAAAACAAAUGAUUUUUUUACAAGUUCAACAGAAAUAACCAUUGAUUUAACAAUUGAUGAUACAGAUGAUGCUGAUCCUGUUAAGUCUGUGGACCCUGAAAUUUUAUUUCUGACUAAUUUCAAGCACCCCUCAGCUAGAGAGUUACCUUUAUUUCAUUUCAGUUGCACACUGUGUGGUGAGAAACUUGCAAGUUUUGCCAGUUAUAAACUGCAUUUGAAUUCUCACACAAUAGAAGAAAAUUUUACUUGCAAAGUUUGCAGUAAGAAUUGUAUGGACAGCUUUUCUUUAAGGCGUCAUGAAUCUUUGCACACUUCGUCAUUUAUUGAAGAAAAAACUUUUAAAACUGAUGUAUUCCAUAAAGCUAAUUCUUCUGAACAUGAUCUGACUUUGUUUGAAAAGGUGCACACGGAAGAAGGGCAAUUUAAAUGUGAUGUUUGCAAGGAAAUAUUGACUGAUAUGUCAAGUUUAACAUUGUCACCAAGUUCAGGAAGGAGCUUAAUUUGUUGUCUCUGCAGGGAAGUAUUGUCAUCACAUAAUCAAGGUGAUGAUCAAGUACAAAUAGAAAAUUCUGCCCAGAACCCAGUCUUACAAAAGAAAACAGUAAAGGGACAAUAUGCAUGUGAUUUGUGUCCUAAACGCUUUACUCAAAAAAGGUCCUAUAAUAAGCAUAGUGCACUGCAUAAAAGUAAAAGUGUGCUUGAAUUUAAAUGUGAUGUGUGUUCUAAAUUUUUUAAGCAGAGGCGUUACUUAACUCGGCACAAAAUACUGCAUACAGGUGAAAAGUCUUUUAAAUGUGAUAUAUGUUCUAAAAGUUUUUAUUAUAAAUAUCGUUUGACAAGUCACGAAAAAAACUCUCACUAUAAAGUAAAACCAUUUGAGUGUAAUGAAUGUUUUGAGACAUUUAUGUGUAAAUACAAGUUAGAAGAACACAAACAUACUCAUACUAAAAUUCCCUUUUAUAGAUGUGAAUUUUGUAAUAAAAGUUAUAUUCACAAGGAACUUUUAGAAUUGCAUCUUUUGAUCCAUAUUAAUUAAAAGUAUA
Physella acuta is the source of this 1224-nucleotide messenger RNA. Its product is annotated as zinc finger protein 92. Lineage: Eukaryota; Metazoa; Mollusca; Gastropoda; Physidae. The record is from RefSeq and is a predicted model, not a curated record.